Molecule: messenger RNA, 3495 nt
Organism: Mangifera indica (mango)
Lineage: Eukaryota; Viridiplantae; Streptophyta; Magnoliopsida; Sapindales; Anacardiaceae
Product: protein PAT1 homolog
Exons: 5
Coding region: 434-2830 (798 amino acids)
Biological process (GO): P-body assembly; deadenylation-dependent decapping of nuclear-transcribed mRNA
Cellular component (GO): P-body
Molecular function (GO): RNA binding
Source: RefSeq, a predicted model, not a curated record
CUUCUCUCAAGGGUUUCUUUCUCUUUGUCUCCUCUCUGCGUAAACGACUCUCUUAUAUUAUUUUCAGCCAUAAUAACAAUUUUUUUUUUUUUUAAGAUUCCAGAAUUAAACAUCAAACCCAGUGCCCCCCCUCUCUCUUGCCAUGCCCCACUGUAAACAAUCAGCUGAACAGAUCUUCCUCCUCUCACGUCUAAAAACCCUAGAUUUCAGAUUUUUCACUGUCAAGGGUUUUUGGGUUUUUCCUAUUUAGUUGGUCUAGAUCAAGAUUCAGUUAAUUUUUUUUUUCUGGUUAAUAUAAAAUUUCUUUAUUUUUUUUAUAUUUUUGUUCUAGAUUCGGUUUCGCUAUUGUGUUGGUUAGGGUUUUGUUACCAUUUUUUACUGGUUUUUGUUUCGUUUUCGUUGGUCAGUAAGUGUAGAUAUAGUUAGAUUAGAUAUGGAAGGGUUCGAUAGUGGGAGUAGUAUUGUGAAAUCCCUCGGAGAUAACUCUACAGAUGCGGUAUUUGAUGCAUCGCAAUAUGCAUUUUUUGGUAAAGAUGUGGUUGAAGAAGUUGAAUUGGGUGGAUUAGAGGAUGAAGAUGAUAGUAUAAGUGCACCUCGCUUUGAUGAAGAAGAAUUUCUUUAUGAUAAAGAAGAGGGUGAGGUUUUAAGUUCUCUGUCUGAUAUUGAAGAUCUUGCUAGCACAUUUUCGAAGCUCAACACAGUUGUUAGUGGACCAAGAAUUCCUGGCGUAAUUGGUGAUCAGGGAUCCAGAGAAAGUUCAGCUGCUGCUGAAUGGGUGCAGGGUGACUGGUAUGACCAGCAGCAGAUGCUAGACACUGAAGGCAUGUUGGAUGGGAAACGGUGGUCAUCACAGCCAUAUUCUUCUUCUCCUUACAUAGCAGAAUCUAGAUCUUUGUACAGAACAGCUACAUACCCGGAGCAGCAACAGCAGCCUCUUUACAGAACAUCUUCAUACCCGGAGCAGCAACAGCAGAUGCAACAGCACCACCAACAACAUUUCUCUAGUGAACCAAUUCUUGUGCCAAAGUCUUCUUAUACUUCAUAUCCUCCUCCAGGUGGUAGAUCUCAGCAGGCUUCACCAAACCAUAUGAAUGUUCCAUUUGUUGCGGGGGGACCCCAACUAUCAUCUUCACCAAACCUCUCUCCCUUCUCUAACUCUCAACUUCAAUUGCCUGGCUUACCUCAUGGAUCACCAUAUGGUGGGAACUUGCCUCAGUUUCCUCCUGGGCUAUCCGUUAAUAGCCGACCUCCUAACCAGUGGGUAAAUCAGACUGGCAUGUAUCCUCAAGAUCCGUCAAACCUUGUGAACAAUAUGUUGCCACAGCAGGGACCUCUUCAGAAUGGGUUGAUGCCUCCCCAAUUGAUGUCACAAUUACAGCCACCACAGCAUAGACUGCAGCAACCUGUUAGGCCAUCAUUUGGCCAUUUACCAGGGAUGCAGAAUGAAUUAUUUAAUUCUCAUCUUUCUUCAUCCCCAUCCUUAAUGAACAAGUUUGAAGCCAUGCUUGGCAUGGCUGACCUUAGAGAUCAAAGACCAAAAUCAGCUCAGAAAGGUAGACCAAAUCUACGCUAUCCUUAUCAGGGCCCUGAUACCAUUGGAUGGCCACAAUUUAGAUCUAAGCAUAUGACAGUGGAUGAAAUUGAGGGUAUUCUUAGAAUGCAGCUUGCUGCAACGCACAGUAAUGACCCAUAUGUAGAUGAUUAUUACCACCAGGCUUGUCUGGCCAAAAAAACUGCUGGGGCAAAGCUGAGACAUCAUUUCUGCCCAACUCAUUUGAGGGAUCUUCCUCCUCGAGCACGUGCAAAUAAUGAGCCACAUGCUUUUCUUCAGGUUGAUGCUCUUGGGAGAGUUCCUUUCUCUUCAAUUCGUAGGCCUCGCCCUCUGCUUGAAGUUGAUUCUCCUGAUUCAUCUGGUGGUGGAAUCACUGAGCAGAAAGUGUCUGAGAAGCCCCUGGAAGAGGAACCUAUGCUUGCAGCUCGGGUGACAAUUGAAGAUGGUAUAUGCCUACUGCUUGAUGUAGAUGAUAUAGAUCGUUUCUUACAGUUCAAUCAGGCCCCAGAUGGAGGAGCCCAGUUAAGACGGAGAAGGCAGGCCUUGCUGGAAGGGUUGGCUGCGUCCCUUCAGUUGCUUGAUCAAUUCUGCAGUAAUGGCCACACGGUUGGGAUUGCCCCAAAGGAUGAACUUGUGUUCUUAAGAAUAGUCUCUCUUCCCAAGGGCCGAAAACUCCUAGCAAGGUACCUUCAGCUUCUGUAUCCAGGUGGUGAACUCAUGAGAAUAGUCUGCAUGGCCAUUUUUCGCCACUUAAGGUUUUUCUUUGGAGUCCUGCCAACAGACUUAGCUGCAGCAGAUACUACAAAUAACCUUGUGAGGAUUGUUAUAGCAUGUGUUCAUGGGAUGGAUCUUCCUGCACUUAGUGCCUGCCUUCGAGCAGUAGUUUGUUCAUCAGACCAGCCUCCACUCCGAUCUCUUGGAAGCCCUGCUGGAGAUGGGGCUUCCCGCAUACUGAUGUCAGUUCUUGAGAGGGCAGCUAAACUUUUAAAAGGCCCCCUCUCUGUUGGCAACUAUGACAUGAACACUCGGUCAGAGUGGCAGAUCUCAUUUAAUGACUUCUUUGACCUCCUGUGGAAGUAUUCUGUCAGUAAGUUUGAAAUUGUCAUGCAGUCACUUCGUCUACAAGUCUCACCAGAUAGAUUAAUUGAUGCAGAGGAAGUUGUUAGAGCUAUCAAGAGGGAAGUGCCAUUUGACCUCUUGGAGACAAGUGGUCCUCACACUACCGAACAUCAGAAACAGCUGUUGUAUGAGUUUUCACAGCGAUCCUUGAAACCUUAAAGUAGUUUUAUGUAGCAGUUACGAAGCGAGCAGUUGUGGUGAACUUGAAUGUUUGUGCCAGACAACCGAACAACUUGUGGAAAAGAAAGGGAUAUAUGACAGAUGAUUUGAUCGACAAUAGUUGGGUAUGAGUUCUCUCUAAUGCCCGGACAUAUGGUGAACAAUGAAAAUCAGAAAACGAAGUUGGAGCUCCCUGGGCACGUACUGUAAGAUCAGUUAAUUGCUAGUACUUUCAGAUAGAAGUUUUCAUUUUUAUUUGUUCUACGUUACUGCUUUGGCAAAAAUAAGCAGACCCUGUGUAUUAUGUUGAAACUCUGCUGGGAUUUAUUCCCCUUUUUGGUCAGUCCUUGGUUUUUUCACAUUGGGUUGUCAUUUUGAUGGUUUGUUGUGGAAUUCCUGAUACGGAGAUGUAGUGGGUUAGCUUGUAGAGGAUUCAGUGCAGAAGACCUUCCCACUUUCCUGUUAUAUUAUUUUCCAAGGAGAUGGGAUGGAUAUGGUAUCUUGUCUCUGUAUUUGAAGUCCGCUUUGUGCCAUUCUUCUCAGCAGUUGAUGGCCAUAAUGCCAUCCAUAUGUCAAUUGUAGUAUUUCCGGAAAGAUUAUGAAGUUUCCAUUUGAACUAUUAUGUCAAAUUUAUUACUUCAAAAUGAAAUAUUUUUCUGCUUCUA